Molecule: messenger RNA, 6051 nt
Organism: Symbiodinium necroappetens
Lineage: Eukaryota; Dinophyceae; Suessiales; Symbiodiniaceae
Source: the annotation of a GenBank genome assembly
AUGAGUGAGGUCGUGAAUGCUGCGGCUCAUUAUCCCUCUCCGGAGGGUAGUGAGCAUUCCUGGGCUGUGGCAGGGCCGGAUGAAGACCUCAACUUCGGGCCACUGAUGGCACAGCAAGAUUCGGAGGGUCAGGACGAUUGGCACUCAAUGAAUGCUCGUUUGGUUGCCAUGCGGACACUGCAGUAUAAGUAUCCUUGGGAGCAUUCGUCUAGGAGCACCUUCGAGGCCAGGCGUUUGCUUGCAGCUCGUUUUGCCAAGACGGAUGAUCAGAUGUUGCUCGCUGCCUUCAAGAAGGUAAGGUCGAUAGUACUUUUUCAUCCGGAGGAUUCUGCGCUAGGCAGGUCCCUUGUGGCCAUGGCGGGGCUCUUCGUAGAGGAGGCCGUGCUUUCUAGGUCGAUCGAGGAUGCCUUUGCAGGCAAGGCGCCAGGGACUCUGCUCAAGCGUGCAUCAGACUUCUCGCGCUUUGCUGUGUGGGCGGUUCGCAACAGGAUCCGGCCUCUUGCCCCUUCGGAGCCGCAGGUUUAUGAGUAUGUGUCUUUUCUUAGGCAUUCUGGUGCUAGCGCGACCUCUGCAGAUUCCUUCAUUAAGGCGAUGAAGUUUUUCAUGCAUCACACAGGUGCUUAUCUGAAGUCUCCGGUUUCUGCAAGAGUUUCUGGGGUGGCUUCUUCAAUGGAGCUCAAGAAGCGGCCAUUGUGGCAAGCGCCGCCCCUUCCUGUGACGCAUGUUCGUGCCUUGGAGGAGUUUGUGGUCGACACAGAGGACCAUGCUCGGGCCACCAUUGCGGGGUUUUUGCUGUUUUGCAUUUACUCUUCCUCGCGGUUCUCGGAUGCUGCCAGAGCGAGUGGAAUUUCGAUUGAUGAGUCUGGUGGUGCUGUGGUGAUACUUGAGACAGGGACCAUGCACUACAAGACCCGGGCCAAGGACCGGCAGAAUCGAAUGUUGCCACGAGGAUCUCUAACCACUCAUGCCUCAUGCCCGCGCUUGCGCCUUCGGCCUCGUGGCUCCAGCGACCUAUGUGACCUCGAGGCCUUCACCUCGCACAGCCUAAAGGCCACGGCAUUGAGUUGGAGUGCUAAGUCGGGGACCAUGACCUACGAAGAGAUGUUGACACAGGGUCAUCAUGUUCACCCCAAGCUUGGUAUGGCUCUGCUGUACAGCAGAGAUGCCAUGGCUGAGAUCAUGGUGAAGGUGGGCCGGAUCAUUCGAGCUAUCGUUAGCGGCGGGUUUUCGCCUGAUUUGCCGAGGGCACAGAGGGUUGCACUUGCCUUGCAGCGAGCUCCUGAAGACUUCGCCCACCUGCCGGAGACGCAGCCGGACCUCGUCGAGGGAGAGGAUGAGGCUCGUGAGUCAGAGUGUGAGGGCUCAGACAUUUCGGACUCUGAGCUGCUCAAAGGGCUGCAGGCGCUGAACUUGCCCCCUGCUCCCGAUGCGGUGCGGCCCCGCAUCGAGGCUACUUUUGCUGGCAAUGUUUUCACAUCCUCACAGGGGUGGUGCACUGUGAGGCUUCGCCAGGGAGAUUCAAGUGUGGGAGGUGUGUUACCUCUAACAUGCGUCCCAUGUCUCAGGGUGAAGCUCAGAUUCAUGUUUGCCAACAGUGCGCCGCUGCGGAUAGCGGUGCCUGAAUCUGAUAGGAAGCCGGUGUUAUUUAAAAAGGAGGCGGCCUUGCUCUCUGUGUUCGGGAGAUACAGCAUUGACUUUGGCGUCUGGAAUUGGCUGCUUUUUUCCGAUUGGGUGGAGACGGCUGGUCUUGCCGAUCAGACUUUCCAUUUGGAGAGGUGGGUUCAAAGAUCAUUGAAGUUUAGCAGCUGUGCUCGCUGCAUGAUUGACAGGCCAGGGCUAGCUUAUUGCGGGAUGGCCGGCUUGGAAUCGUCGGCGCACUUCAAGGACCGUGCGAGGAAGUACGGUCUGGGUGGUGACCUCAUCACCGAAUUUACCGAUGCCGGGAUUGAUACAUUCGGAAAAUUGGCCUUUAUUUGUGCCAUUCAACCGAAUUCAGGAGAGGAUGCCGCUCUCCUUGAGGCGAUUAAAGGGCUGACUGGCAAGGAUGUGCCGCCCAAAGACAUCCCAACAGUGCGUAGGCUCUGGUAUGAAUCGCACACUCACGCGAUGCUAGAUCUACAGCAGCAGGUGCAGAAAACCCCCGACAGCCAGCCGAGGGAGAUGCCAAUGGCCGAGCGUCUCACGAGGCUGAAGCGCCAACGGGAUGAGCUUAAGGGUUUGGUUCUGGAUGUUCGGACUGAGCCUGGCCACGCCUUGGUAGAUAAGGUGCAAUCCAUGUUGGACCAAGGCCUCAUCUCUCACAUUCCUCCCGAGAAGUGUGUUAGCAGGCAGGACGAGAUCAUGGGUGUUAAGAGUGAAAGCCGUCUCUCUUUGGGCAGUGAUGGCAACAUCAAGAUGACACACCAGGCGUCCGAUCUCAGGUGUGACACGUCUGGGGAGUUGAGGCUGCGCCAGUGCUUCCUCAGAAGGGCUCUUGCUUUUGAUCAGGUGGGCCUCGCCUCUUUUGUUCAGCUUGAAGAGUGGAGCAACAAGAUGUUUCAGGCCCUCCUCGAGUCCCCGCCUGCAGGUUACCGUUAUGUGACCAUUCAGCAGAUUUUGUCAGCUGAUGCCAAGCUGUGGCAGAUCAUGUCUCAGGAGUCUCGAGGUAACAUUGUGGUGGGGGUCGGCCUCGACCCCCCUCUGGAUUCUCUGCUUAAGAAGCUGUGCCUCGACCCGCUUGUCAUUGCAUGCAUGACGGAAGUGGCAAGGAAAAGGAAUCAGCCGCCGAAGAAAACCGGCAAGGGCAAGAAUGGGAAAGGCAAGCAAGGUGAAGGUUCCUCACCAGCCGGUGUCUCCUUGAAGGAGUUGCUGGCAAACCUCCCGGUGAACUGCAAGGCCAAGAAUGCCGAGGGACACUUCAUCUGCCCUUUCUACAAUAAGGGCAUCUGCAGGAUGAAGCGGGGGGGUCGCUGGCCCCUCUCGCAGUUUCCAGCCCUUCCGGCCAGCAAGCAGCGGCUCCCAGUGAGCCCACCGAGGUUCUUCAGCUUUUUGAUCUUUUGCCAAGGUGGGCUUGAGGAAGGCCUGCCACCUUUUUCCCAAGAGCAUGUGGAUUCGCAGAAUGCUUGCCUGCCUAAUGUUGUGGGGCCGGUGUCCUUCUGCGCGCGUGAGCAUGAGCACUCAACUUCAGCGGCCCAGGGUAGGUUUCCACUGCCAACCAAGGAGGCCCUCAGGUGUGACAGCAUUCAAGAGCCACUGGAACUUUUCAGCCAGCCUGCAUGCAACAGCUCUCCUGCCAUCGCUCAGGCCCCCCAGGUCGCGACAGAUGGAGAUGGUGAGAAGGCCCCGUGGCUCGUUGAGGUAUGUGCAGGGUCGGCCGUGCUUUCUGCAACUGCCUUGCGUGCGGGAUGGAAUGCGUUGCCCAUCGACCAGCCUUCAUGUCGCUUUCACGCACAUACGCCAUUGUUCAUCAUGGAUAUGCGUCAAUCUUCCAGCUCAGUGUUGCUGGCCUCCCUUGCCAGCCGUGCAAAUGUUGCUUGGUAUCACUUCGGACUUCCUUGUGGGACCUGUUCGAGGGCGAGGGAAAGGCCGCUGCCGAAUGCUCCUCUACCCCUGCAUGAUGCAGACAAUCUCUUUGGCAAGGCGGGCCUCCGGCCUGCCGAGCAAGAACAGGUGACCGCAGCCAACCAGGUGUACGAACAGGCCGUUGAGGUGCUUUUCUUGGCCUACUCUCGGGGUGCCCUUGUCACGAUUGAGAAUCCUCUGCGAAGUUGGCUGUGGCCAUUACUAGCCGUCUUGGUCAAGCGGAGAGGGCCAGCUUCUUUCCGCCAGUGGUACUUUUCAUUGCAGGACUAUGACUUUGACAGCUGCAUGUUCGGUUCAGGUCGUGCCAAAGCCACUCGAAUCAAGGGGCUUGGGCAUAGCUGGCAGUUCAAGACUAAGGAUGAGGCUGAGCUGGACAAUGGCGAGCGCAAGAGCUUAGAGCGCAGGCCCGGUUGGAGCAGGUGCCGCCUCAUCGUGAUUAUAAGUCAGGUUAGUUGCCCAGGCAAGCGUGGUGAUCCGAUUAGUUCUUCCUGCUCUGGCAAGCUUGGUGAUCCGGUUAGUUCUUCCUGCUCUGGCAAGCGCAGUGAUCCAGGUGGUCAGCCGUGCAACACCAAGCGUCUCGCAGGGGGGUCAUCGGAUUUAGUCGGUGUGUUUCAUACCAUGGAGCAGCACAUUCAGCUGGCGUCAGAGUUGGCUGCCCCUUCCGAGUGGGCUCACCAGGUGCCAGACGCAGUGCGGCGAAACAUCUUCCGUCUUUGCACUGAGGGGCCGCUUGCAGUGUCUAAGGCGCGUCUGCAGGCUUUGAACCACUUGAAUGCUCGUCUCAAAGAGCUCGAGCCUCAAGAGGCCGAGUUGCGUGGAGGUAUGCAUCCAGAUGUCGAGGAGGUCACUCGGGGCAAAGCCAUCUGUCUCUUCCGUGAGCUGCUCGAGGAGACAGGGUUCGGGGACAUGUCAGUUGUCGACUCUUUGAUCUCGGGUGUUGACCUUGGUGGAGUCGAGCCUCCGUGCGCGCUUUUUCCGGAGCGCCAUCGGCCAAUGCAAAUCCAUCCAGAUCAGCUGGAUGCUCAGGAGAUUGAAGCGGGGUACCUGCUUGGCCCCUUUUCUUCUGUCGAGGAGGUGUCGAAGUUCCUGGGCUGCCAGUGUUGGUCGCUUUCGCCGAGGUUCCUCUUGAGACAGGGCGAGGAUGGCAAAGUUCGUGUCAUCGAUGACUUUAGUGCUUCGGCCGUAAAUCAGAGCUUCGAGUCCCACUCGCAUUUGGUGCUGCAGGACACUGAUUUCACUGUGGGGCUCCUGCGCUUUCUUUCAAGGGUUCUGCUGAACAAGGUGGAGGUGGUUGUGCCUCUGUCCGAUGGGCAGGUUCUGCGUGGGGCGUGGUCCCGAGAGAUGCUGCAAUCCCCUCCAUUGCUAGCUAAGACCAUUGAUUUGAAGAAGGCUUACAAGCAGAUGGCUGUCAGGCCCUCUGCGUGGCGGCAUGCAGUUCUUGGCUACCCUGACAAGAAGGAUGGCUGGACAUUUGCGAUUUCCCGCAGCCUUCCCUUCGGUGCAACAUCCAGCGUCUAUGCCUUUAACAAGCUGGCCUUGGCUCUGCUACACAUCAUGGUGGUCAAGUUUCAUGCUAUUGCUACUGAUUUUUACGACGACUACACUGUCUUCGAGUUUCAGCCAGUCGUGACUUUGGGAGUUGUGCUCCAUCUUGAGGAGAUUUGGAAUGGCCGUAUCACGAUUGCAAACAAGCCGGGGCGCAUCAGCAAAAUCUGUACGAUGCUUGCUCCGAUCGCUGAGGGCAAGCCUGCUACGAGGUCUCACUUCAUGGGUUGCUUAAUUUUGCUGGUGUUUUCCAAGGCCCUUGCUAGGGGGCGCACCACAGGAGUGGAGCUGCGUGCGGCAGCACUUCUUGCGAUGGAUGUCUUGAAAGGAGCCAGACCGAGGACUUUGGUGGCCCGGCUGACUCCGCCGAUGGUCCUCUACACUGAUGGUGCCUACGAGAAUGAAGUGGCUACUUGGGGCGCCAUCCUCUUGGAUCCCCUUUCUGGCGCGAGAUGGAUGUUUCAUGGAACUGUUUGCAGAACGCUGUGCGACCACUGGAGAACGCAUGCUGGGGAGCAGAUAAUCUGCGAAGUGGAGGCCUUUGCAGUUGCACUUGUCCUCUACGGCUUGAGAGGAUCGCUGCGUGGACGUUGCAUCGUCUCUUUCAUUGAUAACGAUGCUGCUCGCUUUGGCUUCAUUCGACGUUCGUCUCCAUCGCAGUGCAUGUUUAACAUCAUUUGCAUUGUGACCGUACUUGAGGCCAUUCUCGAGACUUCGCUUUGGUACGAAAGAGUCCCCUCCAAGUCCAAUCCAUCGGACUUGCCGUCGAGGGGUGCCCUUGCGGAGGCCGUUGAGCGCUUUGCAGUCCUUGACAAGGGCGAUGUUGCAAUAUCCGAACAUGUUCUAUCAAUGCUUGUUUCAAAGAGCUAUGACCCUCGCUUGGCUAACGUUAUUGCCAAGGCGGUCAGGUGCGAAGCUGACAUGGUGUCAGAUCUUUACCAAUGA